Messenger RNA from Cavia porcellus (domestic guinea pig), 7795 nucleotides. RefSeq names its product coiled-coil domain containing 91 (gene Ccdc91). Gene Ontology annotation, biological process: Golgi to lysosome transport. Lineage: Eukaryota; Metazoa; Chordata; Mammalia; Rodentia; Caviidae. The transcript is spliced from 14 exons. Gene Ontology annotation, cellular component: trans-Golgi network. Bases 269 to 1714 code for a protein of 481 amino acids. The record is from RefSeq and is a predicted model, not a curated record.
AUUCCCAGUUUGGUUUUACCUUUGAGAAUCUACAUGACCAGCCUCUCAACUGACUUGGACACUGGUUUACUCCAGGGUUCAGAGACAGUACUGCAUCCAGCACAACUCUUGAAGGAUGGUAGAGGAUGAAGAAAUAAAGACAACACUCAGGAAACAGAAAGCUGAGGACUUGCCUUGCUCUAGCCUUGCAUGUGUGAUUGAUCUCCACUUUCAGCCCAUUCCCACAAGAUAGUCCUUAUCUUUUUGGGUGCCACUUGAAGAAUGGACGAUGAUGAUUUUGGUGGUUUUGAGGCUGCAGAGAGUUUUGAUGGUGGAAAUGGUGAGACUCCAACAACAUCUCCUGCUAUUCCUUGGGCUGCCUUUCCUACAGUCCUGUCCUCUGUGUUGUCCUUUAGUAUCUGGAGUCCACCUGUCACCAGUGUCUCCCGAGCUUGUUGUGGACCAUGAGCGCUCGUCUCCUUCAGCGGGCUGCUUUUCUCCUGAUGCCUUUCUUUCCUCACCGGACAGCGUGCACACCGACAGCAGCGUCGGGGGCCACAGUGUUCCGAAAGCGCAGGUUCAGCAAUCAACACAUACACAUCUAGACAUCCCACUUUUUCCAUUGAGUUUAUCGGAUGAGACAAGUAAUGGAACAGUUGCUCUUGGGGAUGAUUCUGAAGAUCCUGCAGCCAGCAUAUCAAACAUACAGCUUCGGCAAAAAAUUUCAGAUCUGGAGAUGAAACUCAAAAUGUCUGAAGAAGAAAAACAACGGAUUAAAAAGGAUGUAGAAUCAUUAAUGGAAAAGCACGGUAUCUUAGAAAAAGACUUUCUAAAAGAAAGAGAGCAAGAAGCCAUUUCCUUUCAAGACAGAUACAAAGAACUACAGGAAAAACAUAAACAAGAAUUGGAAGACAUGAGGAAAAUGGGCCACGAAGCACUUGGAAUUAUUGUGGAUGAAUAUAAGGUAGAGGCAUUACUGCAGUCUUCAGUCAAGCAGCAAGUAGAAGCUAUUGAAAAGCAGUACAUUUCUGCCAUUGAGAAGCAAGCACACAAGUGUGAGGAGCUGCUCAAUGCGCAGCAUCAGAGGCUCCUUGAAAUGCUAGAUACAGAAAAAGAACUGUUAAAAGAAAAAAUAAAGGAAGCUUUGAUUCAGCAAUCUCAAGAACAGAAGGAAAUAUUGGGAAAAUGUUUGGAAGAAGAAAGGCAAAAAUAUAAGGAAGCAUUAGAAUCUGCUGCAAAGUUAGAGCAAGAAGCAGUGAAGGAUAUAGUUAUGAAAGCCAUUGAAGAAGAAAGAAAGAACUUGGAGAAAGCACAUGCAGAAGAAAGGGAAUUAUGGAAAGCAGAACAUGCAAAAGACCAAGCAAAAGUAUCUCAGGCCAUUGAAACAGCGAUACAGGAACAGAGGAAAAUCAGUCAGGAAACAGUUAAGGCAGCAAUAGUAGAAGAGCAAAAACGAAGUGAAAAGGCUGUGGAGGAGGCUGUGAGAAGAACAAGAGAUGAACUGAUUGAGUACGUAAAGGAGCAGAAAAGGGAGCAGUGGGAGACUCCUUGUGUGAUGCCUUGGAAGAGCUAUGACAGCCAGCAACUCCCUGAGGGGCUGCUAACAAACUCUUCACAUCCUCUCCAUGUCUUCACACCACUGGAGUGGCCAGCACUUUUCAGGGGGCUCAGAGACCCUGAUGCUUCUGCAAAUCCUCAGGCAAGACAUUCAGUCAUACUCGGGUCCAUGAAUUAGUGCCAAUAAAGUCUGGAGCAGUCUUCAAAUUAGGCUGCGCAUACAAGAAAACAGCAGAAGAAGACAUUUCUUUUCCUUCUACAUAUGUUUUACACUGGCAGAAGACCGUAAAAUUAAGGUCCCAUGUCUUGUGUUAAGGCCUCCGCCUGCUUCACUGCUGGUAUCAGAACCUGGCGCUUACCUUUGUCCUGUGGUUUGUUCUUUUACACUGUUACCUUCUUUGCACACUUACCCAUGAACAAUCCAAUGGCAGCUACACACCUGAUUAUUAUUUUUCACCUGUGUGUGCUAAACUCUAGAGAUCUCACCCAAGUUAUCUAACUUAUUAUUGAAGCAGAAAAUUUAGCAACUCUUUACUACUUGGAGAAACACAUUCCUAUGACAGUAUGUUUGUAAUGGAAGGGAACAGAAUAACAAGGAGGAAGGAAGGUUUUAUUUUAGUGACUGAUGUGAUCUCUCUUUGGGUCAUGUCAGGAAUGCGAGCCAUCACCUAGCACACUUUAUUGCAUUAUUAUCACUAUGGGCUGCUCUGUGCCGUGCCUUUGAGAGAAAACACUGACACAGGGCAUGUCUCAGGCCCAAGAGACUGGUGGCGUAAGGGACAGCUUUGUCACAAGUGACAUUGAAUCCGGUUGAGCUUUGCUAUGGGGAUAACCACAGGGUACUAGAGGAGCAGAGAGCAGCUGGCCAGCGGGAGCUACAGCAAAGACUUUCCUGCAGGGAGAGUAGCAUGCAAAUGACCACGCAGUCCUUGCUGAAGUGGAGAGUAGUUCUGUGAGAUUCCAAGGCUGAGAAGCUGUUCAUCAGGGGCCGGUAUUGAGUCCACACUGCUGGAGAACAGAGUGGGAUAACUAUGAAGUGAAGUCCAAGGGUGAGGAUAAGAGCUGAGAUCAAAUUAAAUACCCAGGAGAAGGGGGAUCUCAAGUAGGUAGGAGUAAGAGGCUGAGGCAGAUAGAUCCAGGUAGGCUGCGAAAGAUUUACCUCUGCAGGUGCUGAAGUUUGAGGCCGCACGAGAGAGAAAUGAGAGGGAAAAGUGCUCGGUGUCAACUACAUGUCACACCCUGUGCAUGGCCCAGACGAACUCCUAUGCAGACCAUUUAAAGGGCAUAAAUGUCAUUUCACACCUGGGGAACCUAGUCGAAAAGGGCAGCACGGCGGCAGAGCAGCUCCCAAGAAAUGGAUGCAGGACUCAAGCCCAAGUCCCAAAGACUGUUCUUUCUGGCAAGAGGUCAGCUGACCUUUCAGCUGCAAUGAACAGGUUGCAAUGAACUGGACAGAAGCCACAGGGAGUUGGCCCUAGACUUUCUGUAGCCACACAGCAUUCAGUGGGUGGGCUGGGGUUUGGAACGUGCCUGAACAAACUGCCUGAGGUGUAGGUGUCAAGGUCCAAGGAAAAAAUCCUGGAGGAAGCAAAGGUACAACCAAAUUGUUCCACACAAGUGACCUGGAUUUGGGGAUAGAAGUGUGAGAUAAGAAGGGAGGAGUUAAAAGAAAAGUGGACACCAGCACCACUAGGCUGACGGAGGUGGGGGAGGUAGUGCUUGGUAAUGAAGUGACUGAUUUUGCAGAAGAGGAAUCUCUAAUAUGUAAUCAGCCAUGGUUUCACUGCUGCACUGUAAAUUCCAACAGUCACCUUAAUCCUCCUGUCAGUGUCCCCCCACACACUCCCACAGGCUAAGUGAAAUGUCCAGAGAGGAAGAAAGGCCUGUCCAUGUGAGAACUAAGCAGCCACCAGGGAGACAGAGAUCCACAAAGGGAGGAUUAGGUUUUGGCGGGAGGAAUCAGCGAAGCUGUAAAUAACCUUCCUGAACGUCAGAGAUUACUAGGGCUUUGAAAGAAUUGUCAUUAUCACACAACAGAUAAAAAUUCAAAUAAUGAAUGAAAGCACAAAACAAUUUCACUUAAAUCCUUUUUCAAAAGGGCAAGUUGACCCUAGCUGACAUCUGGCUUAUGGCAAGAAGAUAUUUCUCUUAGAGCUGCCUUAAAUGGGUGACCUUGGAAAGCAGUUAAUUUUCCAUCCCUGGAAGUGUUUAGACAAAGACAACACACACCACCAGCAUGACCACGAUGGAAAGAAUCCAUCUGUCAAAUGGGAGUGCACUACAAAGCCUUUUAAACUCCUUCCCAGUCCUCAGAUCCCGACUUACAGUCCAGGCAGGCAAGCUGUCAGAUACCUGGAUGAAUCACACUUCUAAGCAAGCAUGCACUAGGUCUGGGAAUGCACAGUUAAUGAAACUCAGUAAAGGAGUGAGUACAAAAUCCACCCAACUUAGGCAUGGUGACACACACCUGUAAUCCCAGCAUUUGGGAGGCUGAGGCUGAGGCAGGAGCAUUGUUGCAAAUUCUAGACCAGCCUGGGCUACAAAGUGAGUUCAAGGUCAACCUAGACUAUGUAGCAAGACCCUGCGCCCCCUCCUCCCAAAUUCACUUAAACAGAUUGAGAGGAAAACUGAACCAUUAACAUCUAAGCAAAGGGUAAAAUUCCUUACUCCAGACAGGUUUCUGAUUUCAUUCAGUCUGUCUUGUGCUUCUGUUUAUUUGCAACAAGUCACUUGGCAUAGGCAGCCUCUCAUUUGCUCACAGGACAGGUAGACAGAAUGUCCCUGUCUGAAUAGGCAGCUGCCAAAACUAGGUCCAACUAAGGGUUCUCUUGCCUCAGAUUUGUGUCCAGAUUGAGUCGGCUUUUGUUCCAGUAGACUAGUGAAGCCCCCACGCUGGAGGUUAGAAGGAGUGACAGUCCACCAGUUCCGAGAGAGAAGGUAAUGGGGGUAAGGAAAAGAAGACAGAAGCACACACUGAGGCAGAAUGUCAGCACCAGCCAACUCUCCUCUCCCCACAGCCAGGCUGGAACCAAGAGCAAGCCGCUGCCCAGCAGCACCAGGCUUGGAGGUGUAUGUUGGAAGCUUUGGCCUCAGUGCAGUAGUGAUGGGGUGGGGUCCUUAAGGACUGAGUCUUACUGGAGAUCUUGGGAGGGGGCUCUAAUGACAUUGUAGGGCCACAGACUGACUGCAGCUUCCUAUCCCAAGAUACGAUCGAUCUUCCUUUCCCCAUGUGCUCCCCACUGCCAGCCACCACGAAAGGACCAGGGUCGGUGGGUCAUUGGAGCGCAAGCUGCUCCAUCAGAAUAUGCUGCAUACAAACCUGUGAACUAAGUGAACUUCUGUGUUAGUUAUCGUACUGUGUACACUUUGUUAUAGAAACAAAGGCUAACUCAUACAAGUUUACAAGAGAGGGGUACUCAACAAGUGCUGAGACACAAGUACAAAGAGAUGUAUUAAAAAACAAAGUUUCCCAAAGUUUCUCCCAAAAUACAUCCAGAAGAGUACAUAUAUGCAAGUGGUGAAAAGCACCUACAUAUUAAAUCCUAGCAUGCCUCAAAUUUUAUGUGUCAGUCAGGGAUGAACAUACCUACAUAAACAGAAUUCAUAGGUAAACCAUAAAUUUGCAAAGAGCAGAUAUUACUGGUUUGAACUUUGAUGCAUAGAAUAUUUCCUCACUCCUUAUGAUGAGGCAACUUGGAGAAUAUUCAGAAGUCAGAUUGGACCUAAAUCAACCCAGACUAAAUCACCACCCCUGCAAAAUCAACUGUAGAUCUCAAAAUGUCAAUGCUUGAAUUAAGAACAGAUUUUUCCAUUUGCAACCAGCCAAAGCAGGUACCCUCGCUGACCCUCUCAUCCUGCCCCAAGGGCUAAGUCUGUCUAGGGCAGGGCUGGCGCAUUCUGGAGAGCAGCUCCAACAGACUGGGUUCGCAAGGCCAAGGACUUCCAUUCUUGCCCAACAUUCUCUCUUCAAGGAAACUAGAAGUAAAUUUAUAUCCCCCUCACAAUUCCAGAGGACUGGAUCACAUUGAAGCUACUUCCUGGCUUUAAAAAUAUUUUUCUCCCUGUAAACUAUUUCCAAAUUAAUGAGAAAUGUUGAGGCAUUUAAACCCCUUUGAGCCCCUCCUUGAAGCCAGGUAUAGUUCCAGCAACGGCAGAUAGCAAUUGUAGCUAAAAGGCCCUAUUCAUGCCAGGAAUAGCUUAGAAUCUGAAGAAUAAGGUGUUCAUGUAUACAAGGCUAAAACUCAGGGACUGAUCAGGUAGCAGGCAAGUGUAAGCCUGUGUCUCCCUGGGGGACCAGCAAAGGCCUCCCUGAGGAGGAAACUGAGGGGUGAAUUAUGGUAAGCUGGAGACAGUGGAAGAGUGGCAUUUGAAAGUGAGGGACUCCUGUGCUAGGCUACCCCAGGUGCAAGGAAAGUGAGUGGCCUGUUACAAGGACAUAUGUUUUGUGUCCUCAUUGUGCACAGGUUUUCCUGGGAAAGGCACAGCCAUGGUGUGGUCUUGACAUUCAAGUGCACACAUGCAUUGCAGCUCAGCAGAGAGAGUGCUGAUUCAGGAUGAUCUGUGACACCUGAGAUGGGUACUGAGGGACUUGAGCUGUGGUCCCCAGGGCAGGCAGGAUGGCUAGGAGUUGUACAACAGGCAGUUCUCAGGGAUCCCACCUAGCAGAAACCUCUGCACCUGAACAAACAAGAGCUUGGAUGCCCUGGAGUCAGUGUGAGUGGAGAGGGCUGAGAACUGGGUAGCUGCUCCUGGAAGCAGGGAGUUUCCAGAGCACAGAAUCUGAAAGGGUUCAGCACUGCAUUUCAAGUGGAAAGAAGGAGAAGCAGAGAAGGAUGUUGGGCAGGCAGGCAGUGGCAGAAACAUCUGGAAGUCUUGAAACAAAUUUACAAUGUGCCUGUAGACUAAAGAAUCUGGGCAACAGAGCAGCAGAAGAGGUUUGAUAUCCAAAUCAUUCUGGUGGGCACCAGAUCGGAAGUGUAACUAAGCUUGCCGAGUUACCAUGAAUGUCUUGAAUGGGUCCAUUUGUUAAAGUGCAAAGGCCUAUGAGAGGGAUGAGAGCUAUGAUUAACUCGUAUUUGAGAGUAAGUUAAGAUCUGUGACUAAGCAAAACUGUUCCAGAGGAAGAGGAGGCUACAGCAGGAGACCAGAGGCGCUGGUUACUGCUGGAAGCCUGGACGAAUUGGGCCUCCGGCACGGCUUAACCUAGUCUUUAUUCUGCAUGGCCCAGCCUGACUAUGUGAAACUUCCUUUCCACAGACUGUACUUGGGCAUAACUGUCCAUGGCCUAUGUUUUUAAUUGCUGUAGUUCUUAAAGUAUGAUCCCCAAGGGGGCUGGGGAUUUAGCUCAGCGGAAGUGCCUGCCUUGUAAACAGGCAGUCAUGAGUUCGAUCCCUGGUACCGAUAAAAAGGAAAAAGACAAAAAAAAAGUAUGAUCCCCAAAAAGCAAAACCCACAUCUCCUGGAGUUGGUUAGAAAUGCUUGUUCCUGUAUCAGAGACGCCAUCGCCAUCUGGGCCAGCUGUCUCCUGCCGCGGGCCCUUGGGUGGGCCUCAGGUGGCCUCAGUGUAACUUACAGCCCUGAAACUCAGCAGAGGAAAACAGUGGAAAUGUCCAUUUGGUGUUAGAAUGACUUGAUGUAGUAGCAUGGAAUAGUUCAAUCUUUUCUAAAUGUGCUUUUAUAUGGAUGUUUACCCAGCAAAGGAUUUAGGAUAUGUAUGGUUGGAAAAUAUUCAUAAGUGAUGAUUCCACAGUUCUAGAAUGACUUUAUAAGGGCCUAUGUUAUUGUAUGGGCUAUGAAUCAUAACUCCUGCAGUUAACGGUGGUAUUCAGCAAAACAAAAUAGAGACAGCUCUUUCUCCCCACCAAGUAAGCCCAGUUGUUACAUGGACUGCAAGUUUUUUUUGUGCCAUCAUCUUUCAAAGGGUUAUCUCUGCUGAUAGUGCUGGAAAUUUUUCUUUCCUUGCACCUUACUUUGAAUCAAUAAUACUGUAGCUGUGAUAAUAAUGUCUGUUUACACGGUCUAUGAUAUUUCUGAAAUGAAGUCUGAGUUGCUGCUGAAACCAGCAUUUCUCAGAUUUUUUCCAUUGCUCUCCGUGAGUAAUCCAAUACACACGACAGGAGAAAAGAGUAAACACUUUUGUGAUAAUCCAAAUGUUUUCAGUGGAAUUUUAAACAGUUUGACAAUUUGGUCUUGUUAAAAAAGUGAUAUAAAAUAAAUGUGUCUUAGUAAGUAAUUGUCCAUUAAAUAUUAUAAUUCUGUC